UUUUUUCGAACAUUUUGGAAUUUGUAAAUUGAUAAAGCGAGGGGAAAAAAUGGCGAAUUCCUCAAUUUCGAGUGAUGAGGAAGAAUACUAUGAGGACGACAUCAUCUUGCCCUUCAUGAUAAUCCUGAUAAUGAUUAUUUUCAUAAUUAUCAAUAGUAGUCGAAGAACUUCCAACUCUCAAACUUCUUCCACUCAUAAUCAUCAUCAACAACUAUCAGGAAACGACGAUUAUGAUGAUUUUACGGUGAGAUUCACCAAUUAUCAUCAUCAACAACCAUCAUCAAGAGACGACGACUAUGGAGAUUCUACGGUGGGACCCACCAAUAUUCAUAAUGAUCAUCAUCCACAACCAUCAGGAGACGACCAUCAUGAAGAUUUUACGGUGGGAACCACUAAUCCUGGUGGGUCCAUUUCAGUGACGUUAUCUGACCCAGAUGUUCUAGAUUGCUCCAUUUGCUGCCUCCCGUUGACUAUCCCUGUUUUUCAGUGUGAGAAUGGCCAUAUAGCAUGCUCGUCAUGCCGCUCUAACCUUGGUAACACAUGCCCCUCAUGUUGUGGGAAAAUAGGCUACAAUCGCUGUCGAGCCAUCGAGAAAGUUAUUGAAUCAGUUCAAGUAUCAAGUUGUAAUUUAAGGUACGGUUGCAGGGGAACUAUCAACUAUUGUAAAAAGCAGGAACACGAGGAGACAUGCAUUUACACACCAUGUUCAUGCCCUUAUCCUGACUGCCUCUUCCGGGGUCCAUCUAGGAGCCUUUCAACCCACAUGAGUGAAGAUCAUGCAUAUUCUGUGAUUCGCUUCCGUUUCGAUUCCAAGUUUUCUGUUUUCCUGGAGAUGGAUGAAAAAUUUCUUGUCCUUCAGGAAAAGAGAGAUGGCAUUUUGUUUAUUCUGAGCCAUGGCAACAGAAUAGCAGUUAGAUGCGUUGAUCGAAGCCUCUCAAAAAGAAGGUUUUCAUAUGAUCUUGUAUUAAGCCGAGAUGCCACCUCAUUCAAGUUUCAAUCUUUCACACAUUGUGCCACAGAAAGGUUCAAUGAUCCUCCUUCUGUGGAUUAUUUGGUGAUCCCUGGUUACCCUUACCACAGGUACGGUGGCUACGUCAAGUUGGAUAUUUGCAUACGGAGUAAAGAAGCCUCUGCCUCUCAUCAGUCAUCACGCAGACAUUACUUAAGCAGUUUGAUUUUUAUCGGCAAAGGAAUAACAUUUUGGAACUGGAAUUUCAUCAAGAACGAACAAAAAAUGGCGAAAUUCUCAAUCUUCAGAGAUGAGGAAGAAGAUGACGACGAUUUCUGCAUUCGUAGUCCAAAAAGAAGAAGAAUUUCCUACUCUCAAACUUCUUCCACUCAUAAUCAUCAUCAAGAAGAGCAUCAACAAUCAUCAGGAGAUGAAGAUUAUGGAAAUUUACCGGUGGGACCCACCAAUUCAGGUGGGGCCAUUUCAGUGACUUUAUCCGACCCAGAUGUUCUAGAUUGUUCCAUUUGCUUCCUUCCGUUGACUAUCCCAGUUUUUCAGUGUGAGAACGGCCAUAUAGCAUGCUCGUCAUGCUGCUCUAACCUUGGUAACACAUGCCCCUCAUGUUGUGGGACAAUUGGCUACAAUCGCUGUCGAGCCAUCGAGAAAGUUAUUGAAUCAGCUCAAGUAUCAUGCUGUAAUUUAAGGUACGGUUGCAAGGAAACUAUUAACUAUUGUAAAAAGCACGAGCACGAGGAGACAUGCAUUUACACACCAUGUUUAUGCCCUUAUCCUGGCUGCCUCUUCCGGGGUCCAUCUAGGAGCCUUUCAACCCACAUGAGUAAAGAUCAUGCAGAUUCCGUGAUUCACUUCCGUUACGAUUCGAACUUUCCUGUUUUCCUGGAGAGGGAUGAUAAAUUUCUUGUUCUUCAGGAAGAGACAGAUGGAAAUUUGUUUAUCCUGAGCCAUGGAAACAGAAUAGCAGUUAGAUGCGUUGAUCCAAGCCUCUCCAAUGGAAGGUUUUCAUAUGAUCUUGCAUUAAGCCGAGAUGCAACCUCAUUUAAAUUUCAAUCUUUCACACAUUGUGCCACAGGACAGUUCAAUGAGCCUCCUUCUGCGGAUUAUUUUGUGAUCCCUGGUUACCUUUACAACGGUGGCUACGUCAAGUUGGAAAUUUGCGUACGGAGUAAAGAAGCCUCUCAUCAUGCAGAUAUUACUUAAGCAGUUAGGCAUUUUGAAAGACGUCUGUGCUCAGUGGUUAAAGGAUGAACGCUGUUGCAGAAAGAACUGCAGACAUCUAUGGUUAGUGUUUUCUUGUGUUUUUUUUUAUUAUUAUUAAUUCUGGCUUUAUUAAAUUUUAGCUGAAUUUUCAAGCAAGUCUAUCACAGUUAACAAACAAAUCUGUUCUGUUUCUUUUAGCAAGGGAUUAAGUUCACUUUGUUUUUGUAAAAGACCUAUCAAGUAUCAACUGUCUGGGGUGGUGUGGAGUUGAUAAAAAAGAAACUUAACCCUUUUUGCUAGUUUCUCUAGGGUGAUUCUCAAUCAAUUUGAAAAAAUCUUGAUACCUAACAGUUAGGAUUUAACAAGAAAGUGGAAACUUUGUGGGGCCCAUCAACUGAAGUUACUAAAAUGCCUUUUCUCUCUAUUCUUGGGGCUCGUUUGGUUGCAUGUAGGAAAGAGUAUUUCCUAGGAAGUGGUAAAAGUUAUUUGGUUGAUCACGAUAAGUUCUACUUACCUUGAUCCCCCUAGGUAAGUAACAUCCUCCAUUUUGCGGGAAAUAGAACUUCCUACAUUUUUUGUCAACCAAACAACCUGACUCUAUCUUACUUCCUAGGAAGUUCUACUUUCCUUGAAUUUUUAUGUCAACCAACCAACCAACCAACCAACCUCCCUCUUAGACUUCACUGAGAUGAAUCUAAUAAUAUCACACUUGACUAUGUUUCUUCUUAUAUAAUGGUGAGAGAAUAUAGUCAAAGUUGGUUGAUGAAUAGUGCCUAACUGUCAAAUGGUGCAACUGAAAAAAAAAAGAGGAAGUAUACAGUAUCCAACAGUUAGAUAAAUAGUGAAAGUGAAACUCUUUGUUUACUUGCUUGGCUUUUUUGAAUCAUGUGCACUUAAAAACCUUAUUGCUGCACUUUUUUUUAAUGGCAAAAAGUAGUAAAUUUGAUUUCCUGCUAUUACAAGUGUACGACUUGCUUGAUAAUUUGGUGUAAAAUUUGCAAUUGUUGAAGCUGUCUAGAUAAUUAUAGUCCUGCCAACCUCUGGUGGAAUUACUUUCAUAUUAGAGGUGACUCAUAUAUGUACAUAUGGUUCUUUACUUCUUUAUGUAUGAAAGUUAGAUCAAUGAUACAACAAUAUGUUUGUCUCAGAUGUAAUAAUUUUACGUAGGGAAUAAAAGCUUGUAAGUUGUAAUACAUAGCUCAUGUUGCACCUAUGAAAGGUGCGUGUAUCUUUGGUAUGAAUUAUUUUUAAUUUGUUUGCA
Messenger RNA from Beta vulgaris subsp. vulgaris (sugar beet), 3428 nucleotides. RefSeq lists its product as uncharacterized. Lineage: Eukaryota; Viridiplantae; Streptophyta; Magnoliopsida; Caryophyllales; Amaranthaceae. Gene Ontology annotation, molecular function: zinc ion binding. The coding region runs from base 50 to 2167 and encodes 705 amino acids. The transcript is spliced from 4 exons. The record is from RefSeq and is a predicted model, not a curated record.